This is a messenger RNA of Brienomyrus brachyistius, 2767 nucleotides long. RefSeq names its product nicotinamide phosphoribosyltransferase 2 (gene nampt2). Bases 430 to 1926 code for a protein of 498 amino acids. The record is from RefSeq and is a predicted model, not a curated record. NCBI's taxonomy places the organism in Eukaryota, Metazoa, Chordata, Actinopteri, Osteoglossiformes, Mormyridae. Gene Ontology annotation, biological process: NAD+ biosynthetic process. Gene Ontology annotation, molecular function: nicotinamide phosphoribosyltransferase activity. The transcript has 11 exons.
AGGUUUCUGUAACGUGGAAGCAAUUUCAGGGACUUCGAAAUCAACAAGUUAUAAAACAGACUUGGAUUCAUGCAUUUCAGCAGCAGGAAAAUGUCAGCCGCGGCUUCUUAGAAAACGAAACUCGCUACUCCUGGAAAAUCUCCGCCCAUAUUUUGACUCUUUCUGGAUCAGCUUGACCGUGUAUUCUUAUGCUUAAAAUCAUUCAUAGAAUCGGAUUCGAUAUCAUAUGUAUACAUGAUAAUAUGCCUCGAGCUGUCGUAGGUUGCUAUGGCACGCCCUGAAUUUAGCGCUAGAAAUAUGUAUGGAUGGUGCCGCUAACCGAAGGUACUUUGAAGGUUGAUAGUCGUAAUCUCCACCCACUGCAGUCACGCUUUUGGCUUAGAUGCAAGAAAUACGCUGGACUUGGUACACGCUGCUGUUGAAUGGUAAAUGUUUGGAAGCAUGGCGGCGCAGGAUUUUAAUAUCCUGCUUGCUAGCGAUUCGUACAAGAUAACACACUACAAGCAGUACCCCCCUGACAUCAGCAAGGUCUACUCGUACUUCGAGUGCCGGAGCCGCAAUGAGGGCCACUUCAAUGAAGUUGUGUUUUUUGGACUGCAAUACCUGCUGAAGAAAUACUUGGCAGGGCCUGUCGUCACAGAAGAUAAGAUUCAAGAGGCAAAAAUCUUCUAUCAGCUGCAUUUCAGACAGCCAGUCUUUGAUGAAGAGGGUUGGAGGAAGAUCUUGGAGAAACACAAUGGCCGUCUUCCCAUCUGCAUCAAGGCGGUUCCCGAGGGGAAGGUCAUUCCACGGGGGAACGUCCUCUUCACUGUUGAAAACACGGACCCGGAUUUUUAUUGGCUCACAAACUACAUAGAGACCAUGCUGGUGCAGAUGUGGUACCCUAUCACUGUGGCCACCAUCUCCCGAGAGUUUAAGAAGAUCCUGGCGAAGCAUCUGAAGGCCACUUCGGGAAGCUUGGAGGGACUGGACUUCAAGAUGCAUGACUUUGGCUACCGAGGAGUCUCGUCACAAGAGUCGGCAGCUCUGGGUGGUGCCGCCCACCUGGUCAACUUCUGCAGCACAGAUACGGUGGCAGGAAUCCAGAUGGUCCGGCGCUAUUACGACUGUGCCAUGGCCGGCUUCUCCAUCCCCGCUGCAGAGCACAGCACCAUCAUCUCCUGGGGCAAGAACCGGGAGAAGGAGGCCUUCGAGAGCCUGCUGGACCAGUUCCCGUCGGGGCCCGUGUCCGUGGUCAGCGACAGCUACGAUAUCUUCAAUGCCUGCAAGCGUAUCUGGGGGGAUGAACUGAAGGAGCGAGUUAUGGAGCGCAGCGCCGACUCAACACUAGUCAUCCGGCCGGACUCGGGAGACGUGGCUGAGACCCUCCUCCAGGUCAUAAAAAUCUUGGAGGACUGCUUUGGAAGCUCUUUGAACUCCAUGGGCUACAAGCUGCUCCCAUCCUGCCUGCGCAUCAUCCAGGGAGAUGGGAUCGACCUUGGCUCUGUGGACGAGAUCCUGAAGAAGCUGAGAGACAAGGGCUGGAGUGCGGAGAAUGUCUUCUUCGGCUGUGGCAGCGCCCUGCUGCAGAAGAUCAACCGGGACACGCUCAACUGUGUCUUCAAGUGCAGCUACGUGGAGACCAACGGGCGAGGGAUGGACGUGUGGAAGCAGCCGGUCACCGACCCAUCCAAAGGCUCCAAGAGAGGUCGCCUGUCGCUCAGGAGAAACUCGGGUGGCUUUAUUGAGACUGUGGAGCGAGGUGCUGGCAAACCGGAGGAGGACCUGCUGGUGACCGUGUUUGAGAAUGGCUCCAUCCUGCAGGAAUACACGCUGGAGGAGAUCCGCAAGAAUGCCCAGCUCUGGCAGGAAGACAUUACCCCAUGCCAGCACAACGAAGAUGACCUGCAGGCGGAGCAACAGCACAUCAUGAAUGCAGUGCACUGAUCCACCUGCAGGAUGAGCUCAACACACUGCCAGUGACCAAUGAGUGCCCUCAAAUUAGCUCUUCUAAAUCAUUUGUAAUCUUUUUUUUUUUUUUUAAGUAGGAAAAUAUCCAGUUUUUUUUCCUAUGCCAUGCCUGCGCUAGGAAAAGAACCUAGCAAACACAUGCUGCCAUGGAUGUUGUCAAGAAAUGUGUUAGAAAUGAGGUUUCACAGGGUGAGGGCUGAUGUUUUCAGGACUGAAACCAAUUAAGAUUCAAAUUCUGUAUGUUUUUUUUUUUAUAAAUGACUUCUCAGUAAAGAUAUAUUAGAUGAAAGCUGUCUAAGCCUUAAAGCAACAUUUUAAAAAUGGAGGGGGGAGGGUGUGUGUGCUUGUGUGUGUGUGUGUGUGUGAGAGAGUGUGUUUUUAAUGAUGACAAUGAGGGUGAAGACUGCCUCCCAGUGGCGGUCUUCAGAGUGUGUUUAGACCACGCAAAGUGGCGUUUUGUCAGGACCGAUUUGGAAACUUCUGGGGUGUGACUUUCCCAUCUUAGAGCUUCAAACCUCAGAUGAAUUUAAUUUAAAAAAAUGCUGUCAGCUAAAGCCAGUCACAUUAAUUGACCUGAUUUGUGCUGAUUGACCUGUAAACUGUCUGCACACUGAACGCGUGUCUUGGGUGGAGUGCAUGUAGAUGUCUUCUAACACUUUGGUUUUUAAAGAAGUUCCAUUUGUUGUUAACCUUGAAGCUGGAUGAAGGUCAUGUUCUCAACUCUACCUCUUAUUAAUUAUUAUUAAUCUUGUUGUUUUAAAUGCAAUCUAACAAUGUACAUGAAAAGAUCAAAACAAUAAAAUCGUAUUAAAUUGUG